ACUAUAAUGACACAUGACAGUGACUCUCGGAUCGUUGUUUUAGAGGAGCAGGUGAAGACUUUAUCAGAUGAGCUUACACAGUGCCAGGCGGAUAAGGAGUUUGUGUGGUCCCUAUGGAAACGUCUACAAGUGGCCAAUCCGGACUUGGCCCAGGCUGUCAGUUUGGUGGUGGAGCGAGAAAAGCACAAGGCUGAGAUGAAGGACAGGAAGGUGCUGGAGAUCCUGCAGUCCAAGGACUUCAGAAUCCAAGAGCUGGAGCAGAAGGUAGCGGUGCAGCAACAGGAGCUGAGCAGCCUCGUACAGAAGGGUCUGACAGCGGAGGAGAGCGCUGUAAUGAAGAACCAAGUCACAGCUCUGCAAGAACAACUGGAUGCCCAUAGCCAGGAGCUCAUGGAAAUGAAGAGCGAGUGUAAAAGGCAGAGGGAGGAGGAUCAGCGGGUGGUGCACGCUCUGGAGGAGAAGAAAGAGGGAUUAGAGACCUGCUGUGCUGCCCUGCGAGCUGACCUAGAGGAGAGGGAGAGACAAGCCAGCGCCCAAUGGGAGCACAGGGACUCUGCCCAGGAAAAAGUCAAGGAGCUGGAGGCGGAGCUGCACAGGACCUGGCAGGAGCUCUCCACCUUGCAGAGCCACAGCGGCAGUUUGGCAGCCCAGCUCUCUGCCAAAGACCGGGAACUGAUGACAAAAGAGGCCCAACUCACUCAAAUCCGGAAAGAAUGUGCAGAAGUGCAGGCCCUGUACAGACAAAGUGCAGAGCAUGCGGCGGAUCAAAGUCACCUGAUCCGACAACUAGAGGGCCUCAACCUGGACACACAGCGAGUCAUGCGGAACCAAGAGGAGGCGCACAAUGCAGAUGCUACUUCUUAUCAAAUGUUGUACACAAAGCUGAGCCAGAGCUACCAGGCCCUUGUCUCCAGUGAGGCCCAGCUCCGACAGAAUCACCAGGAGCUCAGUGACCAGUUAGCUCAGAAAGACCAGCAGCUCCACCAAAUACAGUCCCAGAUACUACAACUGCAGCAAGCCCAGACUGCACCACAGCUCCCCCCACAAACUCCACACACCGUUCCUUCUCCCAACAGGCAGACCAACUUUAAGGCAGCUCUAUCUGAGUCGGCUCUGAGACGUAGCUUCAGCUCGGAGCAGGUGUCUGCUCACGAGUUUGACCCAGGGGAGCAGGAGAGGACCCUCAGACACCAUUCCAGCAGAUCUGUCACAAGACACAAGCGCUCCCGCUCGCUGUCCCCAGCCGGCAGUGUGGAGCUGAGAGGAGGCAGAAGACAAGAUGCAGAGGAGAGUAUCCAGGCACUGGAGGAGCUGCUGCAGCUAAAGAUUGAAGAGAAUGAGGAGUUGAGGAAGGCCCACGAUAACCGCCGUGAACGUCUACGUCUCGUUCAGAGCAACUACAGGACAGUGAGAGACCAGCUGAAAGAACUGGAGAAGGCCAAUGGCAUUGGCCGAAAGAGCCAGCGUGCAGAACCCUGGCAGCUGAGACAAGAGGACAGUGAUGCAGUGUGGAAUGAACUGGCUUAUCUAAAAAACCUCACCAGGAAACUCUCUCUGGAGAAGGCGGGUCUUGAAGAGGAGCUGGACAUGUUGCGAGUGCAGGCAGCUAUGGACCGGGCCACAGUAAAGGAGGUCCGACUACGUCUUGCUAGUGAACAUAAAGAAUUGCUUCACAAAGUGGUGAAGGAGCGGCAGGUCAAGAGCAGCACUCCGAAAAAGCAUUCUGUGUCUUUGGAGCGCUUGGAAGAGUCAUUUAAAAAGAUUGAGCUGCUGGAACAGAGGAUGGUGUCCCUAGAGGGGGAGACGGAGCGACUGAGGGAAGAGAAGGAACAGUUACAUGAGGCCAAUGAGGAGCUGGCUCAUAAGUGUUCCAGACUGCAGGCCUCUCUGGACCAGUGUCGAGCCCAGGACACUGCUCGCUCUGAGGCGGCACAGGCUCAGGCUCUGUUGCAGGCAGAAAGGCACCGCUCUGAGAUCCUGGCUGUAGAAGGCCGUCUGGCUGCCUCCCAGAAAGAGGCUACUCAGCUCCAUUCCAAGCUGCUCAAGCUGAGGCAGGAGCUGGGGAUUCUGCGUGCAGCCAGGGACUUCUAUAGGCACCGCGCAGCAGGGCCAAUGCGGGCUGCCGGGAUUACUAACAACAUUAACAGCAAGGUCAAAUUCAAAACAAGUCGACUCCGAGGUCCGCUCCACCAAUACAGCCACCCAAGAGCCAGCCCCAAUCAAGCCAUCAGCUGGCACCACCGCAGCCCCAGUCCCUCUAAGGAUGAGUGGGAGGACAUGAGCGCAGAUAGUGACAGUGGAGAUGAAUACUCGGACAGCCUCAACAGUGUGACGUCGAGGAGUGAGUUUAGAAGGAGACGUGUACACAGAAAGUCUUACAGGCCCGCACAGAUUUCAAAGACUAAAGAGCCGCCUGUAAACUCCUCCAGAAACAGACUCCUAAACCAAGAUGAUGAACAGUGUGAGUCCUGGGAACGGGGAGGAGAGAACAGGAGGUGGAGGAGACGGAGGCAGAAGACACAGCUCUGCCCCUCCUCUUCUCUGCAGCAGCGCAUUCAGUCCCUACAGCGUCACAACGACACGCUGAGAAGAGCCAGAGAGGAGGCCCUGGUGACGGCCCGAGAGCUGCGUGCCGCCAAUGAGAAGAUAACCGAGCAAGUCAACUCCCUCGCUGAGAGGCUGAGCAGCAGCAAGCAGAUCACACAGAAGCUGACCUCUGACCUGGCUGGAGUAGAGCAACAGAAGAAAGUUCUGGAGAUGGAGCUGGCGCAGUGGAGGCAGGUAUCUCUCCCCCCAAAACCCGCACCUGCCGCACCCGCCGCACCCGUGUGCUUCUGCCAGGGCCGACCGUGCCCACCUGACCCUGCCCUGCCCGCUCUGGAGGCUGAGGUCAAACUACUUCAAGUAAAGCUCAAGAGCUCAAGUUCAGAGGUCACGAGGCAGGUGGCAGCUAACAAAGCCCUGCGAGGCCAGCUCCAGGAGAAGGAGGACAAGCUUCGCCAACUACAGGACAAAGCAGCCCAUGUAGAACGAGACGUAAACAUGAAACGACAGCUCGUGGAGGACCUGAAAACAAGACUGAAGUUUUUACAAGACAUGGAGGGAAGUUACCGUGGGCAGGUGGAAGAGCUGGAUAAGAAGGUGAAGACUUUAACAGAGGAAGCCACCAAUCGGAAAGCCCUUAUUGAAUCCCUGAGGAGACGACUGAAUGUGGCGACGACAGAGAAGAGCCAGUAUGAGGCCUCCUGCACUAAGCUUAAGGAAGAACUGGAGAAAAAGGAGCAGCGUGUCCUUGCCUUACAGGCCCGAGUGGGAGCUGGUGAGCAGGCUCUGGUUGCUCUGGAGAAGACGGCCACAGAACAAAUGGAGGGGUUGACCCAGCAGAGCUCCCAGGCCCUGGACAGGCUCCAGAGGCAGUUAGCCCAGGCCUACUCCCAGCUAGAGCAGCUCCACAUGUUCAUCAAGGCCCUGGCCAGUGAGAUACUUUUAGACGUCAGUGAGGUCAAGCAGCAGCUGAUGAAGAAGAGGAGGAGGCAGAAGCAGAGCAGCACUGUGGCAGCAAAGGCCGGCCUCUCAGCUAAGAGCAUGAUCAAAGCUAAGAGCAUCGCAGCCUCUAUCCUCAAUAUGUCCGAGAACGAUCUGGCCGACAUAAUGGACAGUGAUCAGGAGACAGCAGCGUAUCCAAUGGGUCCUGGAGAUCAGCAGUGGAUGGAUCAGUUGCAUCACAUACUUCAACAGAAGAUCCCCUCUGCCGCUCAACUAAUGGAGGCUGUGCGCGUGAAGAUGAAGGAGAGGAAAGUGCUGACAGAAGAGCUGGCCGCGCUCGCCACACCAGUCAGCGAAAACUACUGACUCCCUGGACUGAAGCUGGGAAAACUGUCAUCCGCCCUCCCCCCAUCUCUCUCUCCCCUCCUCUAUCACCCCCCUCUCUCCUCUCCUCUCUCGCCCUUACUCUCUUUU
This is a messenger RNA of Periophthalmus magnuspinnatus, 3960 nucleotides long. It is a transcript of the gene cntln, whose product is annotated as centlein, centrosomal protein. The transcript is spliced from 26 exons. Bases 7 to 3852 code for a protein of 1281 amino acids. The record is from RefSeq and is a predicted model, not a curated record. Lineage: Eukaryota; Metazoa; Chordata; Actinopteri; Gobiiformes; Gobiidae. Gene Ontology annotation, cellular component: centriole; centrosome. Gene Ontology annotation, biological process: centriole-centriole cohesion; protein localization to organelle.